GCAGUGUCAUUUGGUCACUGUCCUCUUGAAGUCUAUGUAAUUAUCUUCAUGCCUUCUUAUGGCAGGAUAUUAUAUGGCACUUUAUGUUACGGGACACAGGAAAAUCUCGGAGUCCCUGAAGAUGCUGGUCUCUUUAUACAGGUAGCAAUGCUCACACAGCCAAUGGAUGGAGCAAAUCACUCUUUGGUGUCAGAAUUUGUGUUCCUGGGACUCACCAAUUCCUGGGAGAUCCAACUUCUCCUUGUUGUGUUGUUCUCUAUGUUUUACAUGGCAAGCUUGACGGGAAAUUCUCUCAUUAUGUUCACUGUGACCACUGACCCUCACUUACACUCUCCCAUGUAUUUUCUAUUGGCCAACCUCUCUUUCAUUGACGUGGGUAUUUCUUCUGCCACUUCUCCCAAGAUGAUUUUUGAUCUUUUCAGAAAGCGCAAAGUCAUCUCCUUUGGAGGCUGCAUUGCUCAGAUAUUCUUCAUCCAUGUCAUUGGUGGUGUGGAGAUGGUGCUGCUCAUAGCCAUGGCCUUUGACAGAUAUGUGGCCAUACGUAAGCCUCUCCACUACUUGACCAUCAUGAGUCCACGAAUGUGCGUCUUCUUUUUAGUGGCUGCCUGGAUGACAGGCCUUAUACACUCUGUGGUUCAGUUGGUGUUUGUAAUAAACUUACCCUUCUGUGGUCCUAAUGUGUUGGACAGCUUUUACUGUGACCUUCCUCGGCUUAUCAAACUUGCCUGCACAGACACCUACCAACUAGAGUUCAUGGUCAUAGCCAACAGUGGAUUCAUGUCUGUGCUCUGCUUCUUCACACUGAUUAUUUCCUAUAUCUUCAUCAUUCUCACUCUUCAGAAACACUCUUCAUCUGGCUCAUCGAAGGCUCUGUCUACACUUUCAGCUCACAUCACUGUGGUAGUCUUGUUCUUUGGUCCUUCAAUAUUCUUGUACACAUGGCCAUCUCCCUCCACAGACUUAGAUAAGUUUCUGGCCAUCUUUGAUGCAGUUCUCACUCCUCUUCUGAAUGCUAUUAUCUAUACACUUAGGAAUCAAGAAAUGAAGAUGGCAAUGAGGAAAGUAUGCAGACAGCUUGUGAAUUACAGGAAGAUCUCUUAAGUGAUUGCUUGUAUUGUGAGUGUCCUCAUUGAGACCAUUUAAAGCCAUUGCUGAUGGUCAAGCUCAGAGAAGCUUCUCUUUGUCCGAUUGAUUAUCCACACUUAUAUUGGGUGUAUCUGAUCUUUACUUAGCCAGGGAAGGCAUUAACUUAGGAAAACAGAGAAGAAAGUAUAUGUGCAAUAUUUGUAAAUCAAAGAAUAUAGUAACUUUGGGCUGUAAUUCCUAAGGAAUAAUUUUUAUAUAAAAUAAUUCUUAGAAACACAAGAGAGGAAGCUUCUUUAAGGUCCUCAGAAGAAUUUUAGGCAGUAAGCAAUGGUGCAUUUAUAAAGGGUGAUUGAACUGGAUUUUCUUGCUAUAUCCCACAGCUUGCCCUGAUUUACCCCCCUUUUGGGUCUCUGUGAGUCCGUGCAAGGAGAGUAGCAUGUUUGAGAGCACACACGUAGGAUUCUAUUGGAUGCAUGCUUUUGGAUAGAAGCUGUUUGAGCUAUUUUUGGAAUACCAAGAGAGAACUGAGAAUACAUAAUGAUUUUUCUCCAUGAUCAACAUUAUGCUACUCAAACCCAUUCAGUUUUUAUUCGCCUUUCCCUCUCCUCCUUUUUUUGUCACCCACAGUAUACUCUCUGGGCCAGGAAGUUUUUUUCUCCUUUUUCCUUUCCUCCCUCAGGCUUUCUUCCUUCUCCCUCCCAUUCAUUCAUCUCUUCUUCUCUCCUACUUCCCUUUACCCUAGCCACUUUUUCUUUCUACUCUCCCAUUUCUUCUGUCCCUCUUAAAUUGCUCUUUUAACAGUUUUUAUAAAAUGUCUCCUCCA
Messenger RNA from Microcebus murinus (gray mouse lemur), 1909 nucleotides. RefSeq names its product olfactory receptor 4F3/4F16/4F29-like. Gene Ontology annotation, biological process: G protein-coupled receptor signaling pathway. Gene Ontology annotation, molecular function: G protein-coupled receptor activity; olfactory receptor activity. Gene Ontology annotation, cellular component: membrane. NCBI's taxonomy places the organism in Eukaryota, Metazoa, Chordata, Mammalia, Primates, Cheirogaleidae. The record is from RefSeq and is a predicted model, not a curated record.